AUGAUUUUCAGAGCUUAUGUUGCUAGUUGCAAUUGUCAGCAGGCUGAAAGUGUGAGUGGAGCAACUUCAGCUAAUGGAAAUCGAACAUGGUAUGUGGAUAAUGCAAAGAAAUUAAGUACAAUUAAUGGUAUUGUGAAUGGACCUGACAUUCUAGACUUUGAGAAGGUUCAAGAAUCAAAACAGGAAACAGAAGUCUUUACAUCCAAUGGCAAUGCACCUGCAGCUGAACCAGUAAGAGAUACCUUGCACAAGGUUUGUGUUGACUCUAUUGAGGAUGAGGCAUGGGAAUUGCUCCGGGAAUCUAUGGUUUAUUAUUGUGGUAGUCCUAUUGGAACAAUAGCUGCGAAGGACCCAACCAGUUCCAAUGUUCUGAAUUAUGAUCAGGUCUUUAUCCGUGACUUUAUACCUUCUGGUAUAGCUUUCUUAUUGAAAGAAGAGUACGAUAUUGUUCGCAACUUCAUCCUUCAUACAUUGCAACUGCAGGUAAAUGGUUCUAUUACGCACUUGAUCUGA
Molecule: messenger RNA, 513 nt
Organism: Camellia sinensis
Lineage: Eukaryota; Viridiplantae; Streptophyta; Magnoliopsida; Ericales; Theaceae
Source: RefSeq, a predicted model, not a curated record